AUGUCGAGGGUCAUAGAGGUUUGCCGGGAAUACCGCCUGCCUUUUGUUCUAAAGUUCGUCGACUAUGAGAAAGCCUUCGACAGCGUAGAAACGAAUGCAGUACUGUCAGCGCUGGUCGAUCAAGGUGUGGAUGCUUCGUAUGUGAGGACAUUAGCCAAUUGCUACGAUCGAUACACCACGAAGAUACAGUUUUUCCACCGCACCCUCACCAUACCCAUUGGAAAGGGGGUGCGACAAAGCUAUAAUGUAUCGCCGAAGCUGUUCACGACUGCACUGCAAUGGAUAAUGAAGUCACUUUCCUGGGAAGAAAAAGGCACACGUGUUGAUGGAAGAUUUCUCUCGAACCUUCAUUUCACGGACGACAUCGUUCUCUUUUCGAGCACUACCAGUGAAGCAGAAACGAUGCUUAACGAACUGAACGAAGCAGGAAAGAGAAUAGGACUGCGGAUAAACAGAAAGAAAGCACAGUUCAUGAAGAACGCCUACUACGAGGACAGAGAAACUUCGUCAUAG
Molecule: messenger RNA, 513 nt
Organism: Necator americanus (New World hookworm)
Lineage: Eukaryota; Metazoa; Nematoda; Chromadorea; Rhabditida; Ancylostomatidae
Exons: 1
Coding region: 1-513 (170 amino acids)
Source: RefSeq, a predicted model, not a curated record